AUGGACUGCAUCUGGCUCUCCAAUACGCACCGCUAUACCACCUCCAAAACUCUUACGCAUCCCUUCCCCACCGCACCCUGCAUCCCCCCACCUGACCGCAAGUGCCCAGGGUGCGGUGCAGGAGCCGGUGGGAAAGAACGGGUGCCGGACCGGGUCAACCAGAAUCAGCUAAGCGUUCCUGCUCCUGACUCCUCCGAGUCCCCAGCCUCCUACGCGGCGACAGUGAGACCCUGCACGGAGCUGGAGCAACCUGUUCAGCAGGAGGCAGCUGCCGGACCCCCAACUUCCCGCACGGAGAGCGUCUCCAGAUCCCGAGAAGGCACCUCUGCAUGCGGACCCAAGCGCAUGGAGAACCACACCGAGCACUCUGAGCGCGCGGUCGCGUCGGGCCUGGGCACCAUGCCCCGGCCUCCGCUAGCUGUACAAGCGGAUUUGACCCUGGUGCCCCUCGUGUGCGCCGUGGGUGUGGCUGGCAACGCUACGGCGAUCCUGGUGGUGCUCCGGAGCCGCCACAUGGUCACACCCACCAACUGUUACUUGGUGAGCCUGGCCGCCGCGGACCUGCUGGUGCUCCUGGUGGCGGGAGUGCCCACCGUAGCCGAGGCGGCGUCCGCCCGGGCUUGGGUCUUCGGCCACGCCGGCUGCCUGGGCGUCACCUAUCUGCAGUACGUGGGCAUCAACGCGUCCACAGGCUCCAUCACCGCGUUCACCGUGGAGCGCUACCUCGCCAUCUGCCACCCGCUGCGCGCCCAAACUCUGUGCCCGGUGGCGCGGGCCAAGCGCAUCGCGGCAUCGGUGUGGCUGGGCACCAGCGCCCACUGCGUGCUCUGGCUCUUCCUGGUGGACACACGCGAGACCGCCUACGCCGACGGCGUGCAGGUGCAGUGCGGCUACCGCGUGUCGCGCUCUCUCUACCCGCCCAUCUACUUCCUGGACUUCGCGCUCUUCUAUGCGCUGCCCCUGGGCCUGGCCACCCCGUUCUACGUGCUCAUAGCGCGCGUCCUCUUUGUGGGGCCGCUGCCUCCUGGCGACCGGGGUCACUCGGGCUCUGCGCACCAGGGCCCCCCGGCUGGCCAGCGGCGCUUCUCCUCCAGCGGCAAGAGAGGCGCCCUCAACUCCCGGAAGCAGGUCACCAAGAUGCUGACGGUGGUGGUGCUGGUUUUUGCUCUGCUGUGGCUGCCCUACAACCCCCUGGUGGUGGUGAAUUCCUUCCUGAGCCCGCCCUACCUCAACCGUGGCUUCCUUCUCUUCUGCCGCCUUUGCGUCUGCCUGAACAGCACAGUCAACCCCAUCAUCUACGCCCUUAUGUCUCAGCGCUUCCGGGAGGCCUUCCAUGGACUAUCUCAGUGCCGGCAGGCGGCCCAGCUCCCUCCCCAGGAGGUCACCCCUGUGGACUACAGUGUCAUCAAAGACUGUUCCCAGAUCAGACUGGGCUCUUAG
Molecule: messenger RNA, 1440 nt
Organism: Callorhinus ursinus (northern fur seal)
Lineage: Eukaryota; Metazoa; Chordata; Mammalia; Carnivora; Otariidae
Product: thyrotropin-releasing hormone receptor-like
Biological process (GO): phospholipase C-activating G protein-coupled receptor signaling pathway
Cellular component (GO): membrane
Molecular function (GO): thyrotropin-releasing hormone receptor activity
Source: RefSeq, a predicted model, not a curated record